UUGCAGAGGUCUUGACCAAAAACACUGCAGCGGAAAGAAGCAGAGCACUGUCAAAUUUGUUCGAUCAGCUCGGUCUGAGGAUUCUAUCAUUACGUUUCAUCUUUUAUCCAAUCAAUGGAUCUCAGUUCGUUGAGUCCUGAACAACUAACUGUGAUGGGGUCUGCAUUUUGUGUGAUGGCCUCCAUGCAUUUCACAGUGCAGCUAUUAUCGCAACAUCUCUUCUACUGGAAGAACCCUAAAGAGCAAAAGGCCAUCAUAAUUAUUAUCCUUAUGGCUCCCAUAUAUGCAGUUGACUCAUUUGUGGGCCUCUUGGAUGUCCAGGGAAGCAAAGUAUUUUUUCUGUUCUUGGACUCAGUGAAAGAAUGCUAUGAAGCGCUGGUGAUUGCUAAAUUUAUGGCAUUGAUGUAUAGUUACUUGAACAUAUCAAUGAGCAGAAACAUUGUGCCUGAUGAGAUUAAAGGGAGGGAAAUGCACCACUCAUUCCCAAUGACAAUUUUUCAGCCUCGCACUGUUCGGCUGAACCACAACACGCUGAAGCUUCUGAAAUACUGGACAUGGCAGUUUGUUGUCAUCCGCCCAGUUUGUUCCAUAUUGAUGAUAACAUUACAACUACUUGGGUUUUACCCAAGCUGGUUGAGUUGGACAUUCACCAUCAUUCUCAACAUUUCUGUUUCAUUGGCCUUGUAUUCUCUGGUCAUCUUUUACCAUGUGUUUGCAAAGGAACUGGAACCACACAAGCCACUUGCAAAAUUCUUGUGCAUCAAAGGGAUUGUUUUCUUCAGCUUUUGGCAGGGAGUUGUGCUGGAGAUUUUGGUGGCUCUAGGGGUUAUUCGAUCUCAUCAUUUCUGGUUAGAUGUGGAGCACCUUGAAGAGGCAAUUCAGAAUGUCUUGAUAUGUUUAGAGAUGGUUGUCUUUUCUGUUCUUCAGCAGUAUGCAUACCAUGUUUCACCAUACAGUGGAGAAGUAGAAUCAAAGUAUAAACUAAAGAAAAACGAGUGAUACAGUAUGUUCAAAGAAAAAUAAAAGAGCUCUGAGAAUAGUAAUGAAAACUGAAUGUGUUCUUUCUGCAUUUUCACUGGGGGACCUCAUCUUAUAUGCUAGCUCUUUCCUUUUCUUUUCUUUUUUUUUUUUCCGCCGGUAAUAUGAGCUCUUUGCUCUCUACCAUGUGGAAUUAGAGGGAUGUUUUGGAUAAGAUAUGUAAAUGGUUUGAGCUUGUAUCAGUUAUGAAUUUAAGAUAUUAUGUAGCAGAGUUUGAGAAUUCAUUUUCGUAGAAGUUAAGAUUUGGAUAAUUUGGUGUUAGUGGCUUUCAAACCAUCAAUAUUUGAAUAUUGAAAUUAGCUCUUUUUUGUGGUGGUAAAGACGAUUAUUAGUCUAAUAUCUUUUGGUA
This is a messenger RNA of Neltuma alba, 1387 nucleotides long. Its product is annotated as transmembrane protein 184C-like. The record is from RefSeq and is a predicted model, not a curated record. Lineage: Eukaryota; Viridiplantae; Streptophyta; Magnoliopsida; Fabales; Fabaceae. The transcript is spliced from 5 exons. The coding region runs from base 115 to 999 and encodes 294 amino acids.